CGUCAAUGGCAUAGGCGGUGCAUGAAUGGGCUGUGGGAGUGAAAGGGCCACAGCAGGCUUUUCCCACCUGUGGGUUAAAACGGAUAAAAGGUUCGGUUUUCUAAGCUAUGGUUUAUGUUAGUUUCGGUACGAAGUUUUGGAACACAUGAGCAGUGGACCACUUCGUGUACGGACUGUGGAUGAGCGAUCGGUCCUAAAGAGACGCAAAUAUCCACCGGCUGCUCGGCGCAGGCUAGCAGCGGUGCGGGUCGUGGCAUCCCGGUGCAGGAGGAGGCUGAAAGCCCCGGUCCCGCCUGUUAGCCAUGGGUCUCCGCAAGAAGAACAAGAGCCCGCCGGUGCUCAGCCACGAAUUUGUGAUCCAGAACCACGCCGACAUGGUGUCGUGCCUGGCUAUGAUCAUCCUCCUGGGCCUGAUGUUUGAGAUCACGGCAAAGUUUGCCAUCAUGUUCAUUACAGUCCAGUACAAUGUCACACAAGUUCUUGAUGAAAAGAAUGAUCCAGUGAACCUUUACCAUUAUGGUCCUAAAGAUGUGGCCACUGUGUUUUUUUACUUACUAAUUAUCGUUAUUCUUCAUGCCCUGAUACAAGAGUAUAUACUUGAUAAAAUGAACAGAAGGUUGCAUCUGUCAAAGACCAAACACAGCAAGUUCAAUGAAUCAGGGCAAUUGGCAGCAUUUUACUUGUUUUCCUUCAUUUGGGGAUGCAGCAUCUUGACAGCGGAGGACUUUGCAAAAAAUCCCACUUUCCUCUGGGAAGGUUACCCCCACACUCACAUGGUUUUUCAGGUCAAGUUUUUCUACAUUUGCCAAAUUGCCUAUUGGCUUCAUGCACUUCCUGAGCUGUACUUCCAAAAAGUACGCAAGGAAGACAUCCCCCGCCAACUCAACUACAUUUGCCUUUAUGUUGUCCAUAUCACUGGUGCCUACAUCUUAAACCUCUACCGACUUGGUGUGGUGUUGCUGGUCCCUCACUAUUUGGUGGAGCUCCUGUUUCACGCCUCACGCCUCUUCUACUUCAGUGAUGAGAACAAACAGAAAGGUUUCACUCUGUGGGCUUUGCUUUUUGUCAUCGCUCGCCUCCUCACACUCACUCUUUCGGUCCUGACAUUUGGCUUUGGGUUGCCACGGACAAAAAACCAAGGAUUUUCUCUUGUAGAAGGCAACUUUAAUGUGCUCACCAUAAGGAUGUCAUGUUUGGCAGCCAUCUGCCUGACUCAAGCUUGGAUGAUGUGGAAGUUCAUCAAUUUCCAGCUAAAGAAGUGGAGAGAACACAGCCAGAACCAGGCCUCAAAAAAGAAAACAGCCAGCCCAAAGAGCAAACCUCACAAAAGGGAGCUGACAAGGGGUGCUGUCAAUGGAAUUGUGAAGCCUGACGAUAAAACAUCACCACGGAUGAGAAGAGUUAAAAACUCAUGAAGACUGUGAAGUUGAGAAUAAGCUGACACAGUGACAUGCUGUAUGUUAUAUACACAAUUUAGCAUAGUGUCAACUGCUCUCUAAUCUAAAUUACACACACAAAAAAAACUCACGUAGCUGUCUUUUUGGUAUUGAGAUUCCCUUUGUGAGACAUUCACUGCAAGUUACUUGGUUCUCUGCUGAUUAGAAGUUGGCAGGGAGAGUUGGAUCUGAUGCUUUAAACUGAAUAGAUUUCACUCCUCAAAAAGUGUCCUUUUGUGUGCAACCAUGAUCCUAUGUUGAUUAUUCCUUACAUUCAUCAUAAUGCAACUUAAUGUGAAGUGUUAAUUUACACAACUGUACAGGGUUCGUCGGUUGAUACGCUUUGGGGUGUUUUUUUUUUGUUGUUGUUUGUUUUGUUUUUGUUAGGCCUUAAUUGAGUUUAACUGCCAAAGGCUGCUGGCUCAUGUCCAAAAUGACUUUAUUGCACAGCACCAUAAAUUAUGAUUAUGUUAGAUACACACAUCCUGUGAAUAGAAGUAGUGGUGUAUAGGCACUGUGUCAAAAUUGUGACCUAAUGAUCUGUUAUUGCCAUUGUGGAUGGCCAGUGCCUUUGAAAUCCAAUGCUGGAUUGAGGCACUUUUUCUUGUUUUACUGAAGUCUCACUCGCCUGGUUCUCGGCUUCACACUGCUUCGGGACCGUCCGCAAAUUGAAGCUGUGCUGUAACCUUUGUAUCUCCACUGUAUGCAUUCCGUUAAAUACAACUGUCAGCAUGAGCAGACACUUGAGCAAAGAAGGCUGCAACUCGGCGUUUUUGUACGGUAACGUCAAUGCAUGGGAGUUUGAACUCAAUAUAGUUUGCUACCCUUUCUAUCACUCUCUCACAUAUACACACAAACAAACAGAAGCAUUCAGUGGCCUUUUACAACUGCUGCAAGAGGGUUAUUUAUUUUUAUCACAGACUAUUGAUGGUUAUUCUAACCAGCAAUUACAGCGGUACAUAGCAACUGUGCUCAGUUAAUCCAAACAAUACAAUCCUUCUUCAAGUGUCCUUAUAAUGCAGUGCUUCUCAAUUAUUUUCUGUUAUGCCCUCCCCCCAAAGAAGACGUAAACGUCUCCCCCACUGUAUCAUUUGUCUAUAAAAUUAUUAUUACCAAUAUACCUCUGCAUAACACUGUUAUGUUGUAAUUAAUAUUAAAGAAAAAAGUAAUUGAUCAACGUACAAUAAAAUAUAACUGUAUUAACAUUGUUUUGUUUGUAACAGAUAAGACAAAGUGCAUCAAUUUGCCUGAAAUAAAAAGAAACUGUAAAAAUACACUCAAGGUACAUUUGUCAGCAACAUUAACUCAUGAGGACAAUAUGCCAAAAAAUUUGACCAAAAAAACAAAGAUUAAUUGAACAAAAACGACAGUGUCACUGGACAGAAGGACAAUUUUUAUUUUUGCUUCUGGCAGUAUCAGCUCCUUUGCUAUAGUGUGGGGUUAUUUUGCACUGAGAAACUUGGUGUGCCACUAUAUGAUGCUAAUAGUGUUCGCUGGUUUACUGAUGUAACAGGAGGAAACAAAGCGGGACUAUUGUUGGCAAUUUUCGGUACGUUUUCGUUGAAAAAAAUGACGCGGCUUAUCAAUGUGAUUGGGGUCUAAUGUCUUUAAGUGACAUGUUAAUUGAUUUGGCUUCCUGCUGUCCACUGCAAACAUUUUUAGACACAGUGAACAGACUUGCCUUUCCUCGUCUCCCACUCUAUUAAAAGUCAGAGCCAAAAGCCAAACUCUACAUACUCUUUGCCAUAUUUCCGUGUCUUAGCUCUUCACAUCUCCAGUGCUCUUUUCUGUGUGCUCUUGUUUGGUUAAAAAAUACUGCACGCAUUCUGAAAAUGAGAGCAUCACUGCCACUCACUGAGUGGAUGUGCAAUUACACUUUAUUCUAGUACGGCAAAAAUGUAUGUUCCCUGAGGUCACAUGCGGCACCCACGCCAACCCUGUGCGGGGGGGGGGCACUUUUUGAGAAGUACUGCUAUAAUGUCAGUGAGUUGUAUAAUUUGUUCCGCUUGUUUUUUUUCUGUUUCACAAUUGUUUCUUUUAAUAUUAUGGGGCAACGAGGCAUAAACUGUUACCCCACUUCCAUCCUGUGGCGCAAUGGGAAGUGUUUCGGGGCGUGUUUGGCUUAUUCUACAUGUGUGUGAAUAAACUUUGCCAGAGUUAGGUUGGUGGCAAAUCUAGCUGUUACUUGUCUUUUGGGAAGACAAAUGAUAAUCUGUGUGCAAUGUAUGGUUUGUCAGAAUCUGUCAGUGAAAUCCUGCCUCAUUAGGUCCCAUGCAAAUUUCAAGUAUCUGAUUGUGUUACGCUGUUUCAGCAGACAGCACUCAAAUGGUCCUGUUGGGCCACCUUUCCUCUUCCGGACCAUUUGUUUUGAUACAAAAAGGGGAAGUCAUAAAAAUAUGAAUCCUAUUUUCUUGGUUUAAUUUACUUUAUCGGGAAUUGUACAGCUCAGAUAGAAACUGUUUGAUAAAUUCGUAAAAUGGAAGAAGGAGCAAAGGUAUAAAAUAAACACUACACUAUAAUAUGUGUCAGAUUUUAAAGCUAUUUUUAUAUUGGGGUGUCUCUUAGAUGCUACUAUUAUUAUAAAUGAAUGUUUUACAUUCAAAUUCUUUUAAAUCCAAUACUUAAGCUUGAUGAACUACCCAUACUUAAACAUUUUGAGAAGGAGUGGUCAAACGUUAAACUUUCUCUCAAGUGCUACAUUCAAUUUUUACAAUGAACAGAUUGGCAGGAUAAAGACAAAAAAUGUUAUCUAUAAUGUUUAUGCAACUUAAUUUAUUAUUUAAAUGUUUACACGGACUAACAAAGAUUUUAAUUAUUAUUUACUAACAAACAUUGUAUUCACCAUAUAUAUACUGCUUAGCUUCAUGAUUGUCAGUAAUUUUGGUUUGGUAAGCCAAAUGAAAGCACAGAGCAAGCCGUAAUGUGGCCCACACAGGCCAUAAUUUGACUACCACUGAUCUAGCAGGAUGCUCAUAAAAUUGUGUAAAGUAUAAUUACCCUAAUACCUCUUCUGCAUUAAGAAAAUAUAUUCACCCUAUACAGCAGUUUUUCGGAAUUAAAAGUUGGUGAUGCUUUGAAUUUAAUUGAGUUGUCUUUUAUUUCUUUGCUUGACCUUUGCAACUGCCUUUAUUUGAAAUAUUUUUCAUUAUUUCAUUACUGUAUGGAUUUAUUUUUGUGUGGCUGCUUGUUAUGCGAUGAUCACGCAUUUUCCUUUUUUUGAAUAUGUCUCUGAAAUGGCUGAUGGUGUAUAUAUUUUAUAUAUAUACACAUAUAAAUAAAUACAUUAUAUAUUUAUGCAAAUUAUUGUGUGUUCCGAUCACCGUUUUUGUCUUUUUUUGUGAUUAAAUAAAAGACUUUUG
This is a messenger RNA of Corythoichthys intestinalis (scribbled pipefish), 4795 nucleotides long. Its product is annotated as Translocating chain-associated membrane protein 1-like 1-like. The transcript is spliced from 11 exons. The coding region runs from base 303 to 1415 and encodes 370 amino acids. Gene Ontology annotation, biological process: protein insertion into ER membrane; SRP-dependent cotranslational protein targeting to membrane, translocation. NCBI's taxonomy places the organism in Eukaryota, Metazoa, Chordata, Actinopteri, Syngnathiformes, Syngnathidae. Gene Ontology annotation, cellular component: endoplasmic reticulum membrane. The record is from RefSeq and is a predicted model, not a curated record.